AAGCAUGCACAAAAAUUAAAUUAAAUAUGACGCCCUACUUUUCUGCUCCUUCACGGGCGUAAUGUUAUGAUUAAUUUGAUGUGAUUAUGUUCACUUUGGCUACGAUAUUUGAUGCUGGAAUAAUUACCUCACAAUAAUUACUUUAUUUUAUGGAUCGUUUCAAAAUCAAACAAAACGUGUUAUCACAAAAUGAGACAUAUAAUAUUGCCAAUGUAUCGAAGAGGAUAACCAUAUUACAAAGAGACAUCUAGACUGAUUAUGAAAGAAGGAACUACAAAUAGUUAUCAACAUGUUUGGAAUUCAAUAUCGAAAUUUAUUGAUGAUCAGCCUUCUUGUUGAUACAAGCUGUUCAGGUUCCCGAACAAUUCCAAUUCAAACCGUUAGUGUAAAUGGAACAGCCCAUAUUCACUGGUCAAUGAAGUCAACCAAUAUACACUUCAUAGUAAUAAAACAUAACAAUAACACGGUUAACAUUGCCCACGGUAGGCCAGAUAAACUAAUAAUCCCGGAUGAUCGACUAUCCAUAAUUAUCAGAGAUUCAAAAAUAACUUUAACUAUAACCAAAGUACGCUAUGACGAUGCUGGAAUUUACACGUGUUUAAUAAACAUAGCACAAGAAACUAAAGAUGUACAGCUCAUUGUUUCUGCGUUGGAGAAGGGUAGCGCUGUUGAUGUCCCGGGAACUGUUCCAUCUACCUCCAUACGAAUGAACGAUAAAACUUAUACCCCGUGGCCAGGUGAUGAAGCGUUGGAGAAGGGUAGCACUGUUGAUAUCACUGGAACUGUUCCAUCUUCCUCCAUACCGCUGGACGAUAAAACUGAUACCCUGUGGCCAGGUGAUGAAGUAGGUUCUGGUCGUGUCGAAUUAAUCGUUAUGGUAGUGAUCGGAUUGAUGGUACUAUUUUUUAUCCUCCUCGCAGCAAAUACGUUGUAUUUUAGAAGAAAGCUCAUUCGUGGAGAACGAGUGGACAGUAUCGGAAUGGUUGCUCAUAGCUAUGAAAGUAUAAAUUCAUCUGUACAUGGUAGAGUAGAGAACAGUGCAACACAUAAUGCAGAUGACACUUCAACAGUUGUGAUGGGUCAGGAAUUAAGUCUAAAUAGUAAUGUCAUUAUAAACACAGACGUACUGACCAGUAAUUUGUCUCUUCCUGAUGAUCAAGUCGCCACCCCGAUAUCUCAUGACAGCGAUGGGGUCAAUGAACUGAAUGAUAUAUCAACAGUGAUGACUGGCCCAGAUCAUUUGACAUCGGCCCUGGAAAUACUACUAACCGGUAAUACCCGUAGUGCAGCCCGCACUGUAUCUAGUGCUCAUGCUAGCAAUGAACAUGGUGAAGAAUGUGCUUCCUGCAGAAAUAACUAUGACCGACUACAGAUGAGGCCACCGAAUGUGGACAACAACACGUAUACAAGUUUGAAAGACCAGACCACAGAGUUAUAAAUGUGUACAAGAUAAUGAAAGAUUCGUGGCAGUUUCGAGGACAUUUUAGGUUGAAAACAGACAUUUGCUUGAAAUGAGCUAAAAUGAAAUGGGGUUUAACGUCCUACUGUUCUGUUCCAACUGGGUUAAUGCUAAAACGGACUGCAGAUUCAUUAUUAGCAGCCUUUCGUAUUUAAAAUCUUCUGCCAAGUAUUAUAAAUUAUAAAUUUAAUAUUGUUAUUCUUAAAUUUAUAAUUUCAAUGUUAGAAACAUUGACAAGUAUAAUUAUAUUGUUAAACUGCAUUUUGGGUCUAUUUCCUCCGAGUUGUGGACUCAUAUUUACAGUGAACAAUUUUGUAAUUAACUAGCUAGUCAUAUUUUCAGUGUACAGUUUUGUAAUUAAAUAGCUAGUCAUAUUUCCAGUGUACAGUUUUGUAAUUAACUAGCUAGGUUGUUUCUAAGAUCACCAAGUUAAAUGAAACCUGUU
Patella vulgata (common limpet) is the source of this 1904-nucleotide messenger RNA. RefSeq lists its product as uncharacterized. The transcript has 8 exons. Bases 290 to 1438 code for a protein of 382 amino acids. The record is from RefSeq and is a predicted model, not a curated record. Lineage: Eukaryota; Metazoa; Mollusca; Gastropoda; Patellidae.